Messenger RNA from Panicum virgatum (switchgrass), 704 nucleotides. Its product is annotated as 14 kDa proline-rich protein DC2.15-like. Lineage: Eukaryota; Viridiplantae; Streptophyta; Magnoliopsida; Poales; Poaceae. The record is from RefSeq and is a predicted model, not a curated record. The coding region runs from base 78 to 470 and encodes 130 amino acids. The transcript has a single exon.
AGCGCUUAGCAAUAAAAUCCCAGCUUAAUCAUUCAUCUGCUUCGAGCUUGUGGUCAAGCAACUGUUGCUGCGCAGCAAUGGCAGGCAAGGCCUCGGUCGCGCUGUUCCUGGCCGUCAACCUGGUCGUGUUCGCCGUGGCCAGUGCCACCAGCGCCAACUGCCCCCCGCCGCCGUCGUCCCCGUCGACGCCGACCCCGACGCCGGCGUCGAGAGGCAAGUGCCCCCGCGACGCGCUGAAGCUGGGCGUGUGCGCCAACGUGCUGGGCCUCAUCAAGGCCAAGGUCGGCGUGCCGCCCACGGAGCCCUGCUGCCCGCUGCUUGAAGGGCUCGUCGACCUUGAGGCCGCCUUGUGCCUCUGCACCGCCAUCAAGGGCAACAUCCUCGGCAUCAACCUGAACCUGCCCAUCGAUCUCAGCCUCAUCCUCAACCACUGCGGCAAGAGCGUGCCCACUGGAUUCAAGUGCCUCUAAGUUACUGAUCGAUGAAUGAGCCGACCAUGCCAGCAUUCUUUUGCUUAUUAUCUGUUCGUUUAGUGCAGGCUUAUCGGUUACUAUGUACGCAUGUAACCGGUUUGGCCAGCUUUCGCUUUUCGAUGAUUAAUGUGCAAGUCCUUGCAUGGACUAGUCCCUAAACUACUUGGAUUAUUCUUUUGUAUUCGGCAAUCCACCUGUUAUAUGAAUAAAUUUUGUUUCUUUAGUUUGUUA